AGUCCUACCGAAACACCAAACAUGGCGCCAACUUGGGAGAUAAAACCUGACACCUACCGGCUACCAGUUGUAACACAUAAAAGUUACAAAACAGACGUGCAGCCGCACGUUUUCAUGCUGUGUUAUGCAAACGUCGGAGUUCCUGCAGCAUUAAACGCUGAACGCAGCAGGGGAGAAAUGAAAACAAGACAGAAAAAGUCAGCAGAGGCAUCUGAAUCAAAGAGUAAAGUGAAGAAAAGAGCUGGGGAGACUUCCGGUCCAACGCUCUCAAAAAAACUACGAGGAAAAAAAGAUGGCGAAACAUCUAAACAAGGGCCUCCUCUCAAGUCUACAGGAGCCCAGAAGAGAGCAGGGUACGGGAGCAUCCUGCACUACAUUUACAAGAGCACUCUGGGACAAAGUCUUCACUCACAGAUGAGACAGUGUCUCCAGGAACCUUUUGUUCGCUCGCUGUUGUCCUAUCAUCUCCACAGUGCUACCAGCCCCUUCAACCGCAGAGUCACCUGUCUGGAGUGGCAUCCCACUCAUCCCACCACUAUGGCUAUGGGUUCCAAGGGUGGUGACAUAUAUCUGCAAGACUUUAAGGUGCCCACGAAGAAAUCUUUUCUUCAAGGGAACGGAGCAGGAGACUUCAUCGGUGGGAUGAAGUUUUGCCCAACGGACCUUUCCAAAGUCUAUGUGGCUUCUGGUGAGGGCACAUUGACCAUACAGAGCUUUGAGGGCCACAAGCCCACCGUUCUGUCCAGAACACAAGACUGUGGCCACAGUCACCACAAUGUUUGUUCCUGGUACUGCUGCGUUGAUGUGUCUGUUAGUCGACAGAUGCUUGUGAUAGGAGACAGCGCGGGACAGCUUGUACUCCUGGGUUUGGAUGGCCAAAAGAUUUUCAGUGACAAGUUGCACAAAGCCAAAGUGACCCACGCAGAGUUCAACCCCCGUUGUGAUUGGUUGUUGGCGACGGCUUCAGUCGAUCAUACUGUGAAACUUUGGGACCUGAGAAACAUCAAGGAUAAGAAGAGCUUUCUCCAUGAGAUGCCUCAUGAGAGAGCCGUCAAUUCAGCCUACUUCAACCCAUUGGACUGCACCAAGUUGCUCACCACAGAUCAGUGCGAUCAGAUCCGGGUGUACGCGUCCUCUGAUUGGUCGAAGCCUCAACACAUUAUCCAACAUCCACACAGACAUUUUCAGCAUCUCACACCCAUCAAGGCCACAUGGCACCCUUUCUAUGACCUAAUCGUUGUGGGCCGCUACCCUGAUGACAGAGUUUGCUCCGGAGAUCAGAAGAUCGUCGACAUCUUUGACACCAACACAGCAGCUCUCGUGUGUCAACUGCAAGAUCCCAAUGCUCCAGGGAUCAAAUCUAUCAACAAGUUCAAUCCAAUGGGCGACGUGAUUGGAUCUGGAAUGGGGGCAACGGUGCUGGUCUGGGAUCAAAAAGAGUCCUUGAUCAGUGAUCCGCAUCAAGCACAGGAGGAAACCUCGACCUCGGUGGACAGUUUAAGAGGCCAGCGAAGGUGUCAGCAGCAGCGCUCCAGCAGGGACAGGAGAGGUCCUGUUUUGGAUGCAAAGCUUAAGAAGAAACUGGCUUCUCUGAAAGAAUUGGAGACCAAGACCCAGACCGGGAGUACUAAACAAAAACAAGCACAGAUGAGGAAGAAGUAAACUAUGUAAUGGUGCGGAUCCAUGUAUAUAUUCCUAUUUUUACUGUUUGUGUCUCUAACUUCAGGGAUUGUUGAAAAUUGUUU
Etheostoma cragini (Arkansas darter) is the source of this 1745-nucleotide messenger RNA. It is a transcript of the gene ddb2, whose product is annotated as damage-specific DNA binding protein 2. The record is from RefSeq and is a predicted model, not a curated record. Gene Ontology annotation, molecular function: damaged DNA binding; protein binding. Gene Ontology annotation, biological process: DNA repair; response to UV. Gene Ontology annotation, cellular component: nucleus; Cul4-RING E3 ubiquitin ligase complex. The transcript has 11 exons. The coding region runs from base 22 to 1662 and encodes 546 amino acids. Lineage: Eukaryota; Metazoa; Chordata; Actinopteri; Perciformes; Percidae.